Molecule: messenger RNA, 1448 nt
Organism: Poecilia reticulata (guppy)
Lineage: Eukaryota; Metazoa; Chordata; Actinopteri; Cyprinodontiformes; Poeciliidae
Gene: pycr3
Product: pyrroline-5-carboxylate reductase 3
Biological process (GO): L-proline biosynthetic process
Molecular function (GO): pyrroline-5-carboxylate reductase activity
Source: RefSeq, a predicted model, not a curated record
CGAAGGGAAAAAGUUGUAUCUGGAGCCAAUUUAGAUGCGUUCACAACACAGUUGCAUGGUGCAACAUUUGCAAAGUAAAACUCUCAACCAAAGUUGGCUUCCACAGGAAGUAUUUGUCGACAUUUAAGACUGAAACAUCCGACUGUUAAGCAGCAAGCGGUAAUACAGGACCCUGCUCCCUUUACUCGGGGAUUUGAGAGCUCGAAAUGAUUUGCUUCAGUUCGUUCACUCCAAUGAUUCACGAACGGUUGGUUCACGUGGAUGCUCAGCGGGAGUAGCCAAAGCAGGUCAUUAGAGAGUUCGAAAAGAACGUUUUUACUUGAACUACGCCGGAGUGUGAUUAAGAAACCGAAAUCAGAUCAAAAUGAGCCCGGACGCACAACAGAGGAUCGGCUUUAUUGGUGCAGGAAACAUGGCUUUUGGCAUUGCAAAGGGGAUGUUGUCAGGAAAUGUUCUACCUGCAAACAUCAAAGUUAGUGCACCAUCCUCUACAAAUUUAGGACGAUUCCAGGAACUUGGCAUUUCUGUGACACACUCCAACCCUGAGGUGGUCUGUGGGUCAGAUGUGGUGUUUGUCGCCGUCAAGCCUCAUAUGAUUCCACGUGUUCUCGUCGAAGUCUCUCAGCACAUCACAAAGAAGCAGAUAAUCGUGUCGGUUGCCGCCGGAGUGACGCUAGCUAUGUUGGAGGAGCUCCUCCCAGAAAACUCGAUCGUCAUCAGGCUGAUGCCUAACCUUCCCUGUCUGGUUCAAGAGGGGGCCCUCUUGUUUGCACUGGGCACCAACGCAAAAGGGGAGGAUGGCGCUCUACUUCUCGGCUUGUUGCAUUGCUGUGGUUUGGUGGAGGAAGUGCCUGAAGCCUGGAUCGAUGUCCACACAGGGCUGAGUGGGAGCGGAGUCGCUUUUGUGUAUCUUUUUGCAGAAGCGCUGGCAGAAGGAGCUGUUAAAAUGGGCAUGCCAAGUGCUCUGGCUCACAGCAUCGCAUCCCAAACUGUUCUGGGUGCUGGAAAAUUGCUACGUGAUUCUGGGAAACAUCCAGCUCAGCUUCGGGCUGAGGUCUGCACCCCAGGUGGAACAACCAUCUAUGGGCUUCACACACUGGAGCAGGGAGGCGUGAGGGCAUCCGUCAUGAGUGCGGUGGAAUCGGCCACUCAGAGAGCAAGGGAACUUGGGAGAAAAUAGGCAGCAGGAAAGGGUCCGUGUGUCAGUAUACCUUUUUAAGAACUACAUCUUGAACUUGAAAGUCUUAAAAAUAAGAUGGCUGUUUUUUUUUAAUUUUAUUAUUUAUAUUUUUAUAUUUCAUAACUUAGUAUUGUAAGAAUGAAAAACAAGGUCAUAGUCUUGAUUAAAUAAAAAAAACAGCUUACACCUCUGUUAGGUCUUUCAAAGGAUAGGCUUCUUAUGUUUACUUUGUGUGAUGGUAAAUAAAAGAAAAUCUGUUGGAUCACAA